AUGGCCAACCAGAGCCUCUUCGAAUCGGCCCUGCCGUCCCUUCCUUCGUAUAGCCUCGAACCCACGGGCGACGUCUUUGCCUGGAUAUCCGACUUCUGGCUCUCCCUCGUCCUGCCCGUCGUCGUCUACUGGGUCAUGUCGCUGUCCUUCCACGUCGUCGAUGUCCUCGACCUCUUCCCCCAGUACCGCCUCCACACCCCCGACGAAAUCACCCGCCGCAAUCAUGCCAGCCGCUACGAGGUCGCCCGCGACGUUGUCGUCCAGCAGCUCAUCCAGGUCGUCACCGGCGCCGCCCUCGCCAUGACGGAACCCCCCGAGAUGUUCGGCAAGGCCGAGUACGAUGUCGCUGUCUGGGCCACCCGCCUUCGUCUCGCUCAGCGUGCCCUGCCUAGCCUGCUCGGCCUGCUCGGCCUCAAUGCCUCGGCCAUCUCCAAGAACAUGUCCGCCUCGCAUCCUCUGCUGGCCGGCGCCCUCGCUGGCGGCUACUAUCCUUUCCUGGCCACCUCUGACGCCGCCGCCCCGGCCUUUGCCCCCUGGGAGCUCACGGCUGCCAAGCUCAUCUACCACGUCCUGAUCCCGGCCCUGCAGUUCUUUACUGCCAUCUUCAUCCUUGACACGUGGCAAUACUUUCUCCAUCGCCUCAUGCACAUGAACCGCUGGAUGUACACUACCUUUCACUCGAGGCACCACCGCCUCUACGUCCCCUAUGCCUACGGCGCCCUGUACAACCAUCCCAUCGAGGGAUUCCUGCUCGACACCCUCGGCGCUGGCAUGGCCUUCAAGGUCACGGGCAUGACGCUGCGCCAGGGCACCUGCUUCUUCACCUUCUCUACCAUCAAGACCAUCGACGACCACUGCGGCUACGCCUUCCCCUGGGAUCCCCUCCAGCUCAUCACGAGCAACAAUGCCGCCUACCACGACAUCCACCAUCAGACGUGGGGCAUCAAGGCCAAUUUCUCGCAGCCCUUCUUCACCUUUUGGGACUCGUUGCUGGGCACCAAGUACAAGGGCAGCCGCGCGGACCGGCUCGCUGACAGGCAGCGUGCCUCCGCCAAGACGACAUAG
Messenger RNA from Hirsutella rhossiliensis, 1065 nucleotides. Its product is annotated as fatty acid hydroxylase superfamily domain-containing protein. The record is from RefSeq and is a predicted model, not a curated record. The transcript is spliced from 2 exons. Gene Ontology annotation, molecular function: iron ion binding; oxidoreductase activity. The coding region runs from base 1 to 1065 and encodes 354 amino acids. NCBI's taxonomy places the organism in Eukaryota, Fungi, Ascomycota, Sordariomycetes, Hypocreales, Ophiocordycipitaceae. Gene Ontology annotation, biological process: lipid biosynthetic process.